UGUUCAGCACCCGGUUGCUUCGGGCAGGGUUCCGGUUGAAGCAUUCUGGUUGAAGAUCCCCGGCUGAGCCGGGCAUGGCUCGCACGACGCCAUGACGAACUGGGAUCAAGUGCAUAUCCAUACCAGCGAUGAGUGGUUACUCUCCCUGCUCUCCACCGGUCUCACCUUCGCCUUCGUGGCUUUGGCCUUGCUGGCGCUGCGUUUGCCCUGGAGCUCGGCGGCGACGCCGCUCCAGCUCUUGGGCUCACAGAGGGAGCGCCGGAAGCUCCGGCGCUUGGUACUGCCCGACACCUGCAGCUGGGCGGCUGGUAGGACUCUUCCUGGACCUGGUCCUACGGUGUAUUCGUUUGGGAGAGACUGGAAAGGCCGCCAAAAGCAAGAUUGUAUUGAACGUGUAGACAUGGCGGAGCGACGCCUCUCUCUCUUGGAAGAGGAGAACUUGCAGAGCCUCAUCCAGAGGAGAGAUUGGAGUGCCUUGUACGAGCAGACCAAACAUUUGGGAGCCAAAGCUUAUGGGACCAUGGUCAGUAUGACCAUGGGAAAACCUGAGGCCUGGUGGAUGGUACAUCAAGUGAAGCAAGAAGGGCUGGAAGAGAUGGACUUGAAGCCGGUGGUCGUCUUUGUGAACACGCGGAGUGGCGGGCAGCAGGGCAUGAAGGUCUUAAAUGAGAUGCAAGCCUACUUGCACAUUGCUCAGCUGGUCGACCUUCAGCGAGAAGGUCCUGAAGCGGCCCUGCGCUGGUGGGAGAAGACCACUUUGAGGUAUCGCAUUCUCGUGUGUGGAGGCGAUGGUACUGUCGGUUGGGUCUUAGGUGCUUUAGAACAGUUGGACCUCAGCUACAUCCCGCCUUUGGCCAUUCUUCCGCUGGGCACCGGCAACGACCUCGCCCGGACCUUCGGCUGGGGCGGCGGCUACACCGGCAGCAGCGUGUUGCCACUGUUGCAACAAGUGGGCAGGGCCCAUGUGGAGCUGCUCGAUCGGUGGACUGUGGCAUCUCGAUCUGUGGAGGACAAGCGGCCCUCCUUCCUGCCCGGCGGAUCACAGCCUCCGCGGGAGCGGAAGACUCUGACGAUGAGCAACUACUUCGGCAUAGGUGUGGAUGCGGCGGUGGCCUUGGACUUCCACCAGAUGCGUGAGCGCCGUCCAGAGUGGUUUUGGUCUCGACUUGUCAACAAGCUUUGGUACUUCAGGAGUGGUUAUAUCAACUGGAUGGGAAAGACCUGCGCCAACAUUGGCAGCAAAAUAGAAGUGAUUUGUGAUGGCGAAGCGGUUGAUAUCCCACCGUCCUUGGAAGGGGUCAUCAUCCUGAACAUCCCCAGCUUUGGUGGAGGCUCGGACUUGUGGGGCCGAGCGGAAGAUGAAGAGACCGAGCAGUGCGAGAGCGAUUCGGACAGCACCGCUCCCUCGGUCUCUUCAGUGAAUUGGAACUCCUCGGGCGCUCCGCGGAGGCAAUCGAUGCAGGAUGGACAGUUGGAGGUGGUCGGCGUGCACGGAGCGCUCCAAUUGGGCGCCAGUCAGGUGGGACUCUACAAGGCACAACGCCUAGCGCAAGGAUCCCAUAUCAAGGUGACCACCAAGGUUGCUUUGCCCACAGAGGUGGAUGGAGAGCCCAGCUGGUUUGCCAAGGAUGGUGUCAUUGAGAUCAGCCACAGGGGCCAGGCCUUUAUGCUGGUGAACAGUAAGGAGACCUCGCAUGCAGUGGCGACUGAUGUGGUGGACUGGGCCUUGCAUCACAAAAUCAUCAACUUGGAGCAAAGGCACCGGAUGCUCAAGGAGAUUGCACAGAGGGCCGGGGCGCGAAAGCCCAAUUCCUGGACUCGCUUGUCUCCUCCCGACUGAGAACUCCGCACGGGCUGACCAGCUGUGCUGUGAGACCCAAAAGAACGCUGUGUGACGC
Molecule: messenger RNA, 1898 nt
Organism: Durusdinium trenchii
Lineage: Eukaryota; Dinophyceae; Suessiales; Symbiodiniaceae
Source: the annotation of a GenBank genome assembly